GCCAACAAUUCAGCUUGCCGCUCGCGUUUGUUGCUCCCAUUCGCUUUUAUGACCUGACCGUGAAAUCAAUAGCCAUCAAAUAUUUAAAUCCGUGCGGCGGCAAAUUUAGCAUGACGGAACACGCGGAGGUCGUGGCCCACAAUGGCCUGAUGGAUGGCAUCGCCUGGGGGGUCGGGGUCCCCGUGGAGGCCCUCCGAUUGCUCCUAACCAUCCUGGCCGGCUAUCCCUUGGCAGCGUUUUAUCAAAAGUUUAUAGCCAUCAUUGCCGAUAAGACCGUGCACCACAUGUUCUUUGCCGGAUGCGGCGCUGGAUUAUGUUACUUCAACUAUGGCCGCGACACAUAUCACUCCCUGGUGGCCAUCCUGACCACCUAUUUCCUGGUACUCCUCCUGCGAAAGAAAGCACAAAUAUUCCUGGCCAUAAACUUUGUAUUCCACAUGACCUACCUGCUGCUUGGAUACUUCUACACCUCCAGCAAUGAAUACGACAUUCUGUGGACGAUGCCCCACUGCAUCUUGGUACUCCGAAUGAUUGGCUACGGCUUCGACAUCACCGACGGACUGAAGGAGGAAUCGGAGUUGUCUAAGGACCAGAAGGAAACUGCUCUGAGGGAACCCCCGUCGCUGCUGGAACUCUUGGCCUUCGCCUAUUUCCCCAGUGGGUUCUUGGUGGGACCACAGUUUCCCUAUAGCCGCUACCAGGCCUUCGUCAACGGACAAUUCCGCCAGCACGAGGGGAGCUUGGAGGCUGGCGUUCGCCGGUUUGGAGCUGGCGCCUUCUACCUGAUCGUGUGUCAAGUGGGUCUGGGAUACCUCCCCGAUUCGUAUUUCCUCACCCCGGAGUUUGCAGAAGUUCCGUUUAUCAAGAGGAUCUAUUUCCUGGGCUUCUGGGCCAAAUUCAGCCUGUACAAGUACAUAUCAUGCUGGCUGCUCACAGAGGGAGCACUCAUCUGCAUUGGUCUAACGUACAAAGGAGAGGACAAGAAUGGGCAACCCGAUUGGUCGGGCUGCAGCAAUGUGAAGUUAAAACUCCUGGAGUCGGGGAACACGAUGGAGCACUACGUGCAGAGCUUCAACGUGAACACGAAUCAGUGGGUGGGACAGUAUAUCUACAAGCGUCUGAAGUUCCUCAACAACCGGACGAUCAGCUAUGGCGCCGCCUUGGCUUUCUUGGCCAUCUGGCACGGAUACCACAGCGGGUACUACAUUACCUUCCUCAUGGAAUACAUGGUCGUGAGCACCGAAAAGCAAAUAACCCGUUUCUACACCAAAGUUGUGUUGCCCAAGUGGGGCCACAUCCUCAAUAACUCGGACAUUUACAAGCUGCUGUACUUCGUCACCAUGAAAUCGUACAACAUAGUCUACAUGGGUUGGUGUCUCACCGCAUUUGUGUUUCUGAAAUACGAGCGUUGGAUCGUGGUCUAUGGAGCUGUUAACUACUACGGGUUCACUCUUCUGUUCGUCUGGGCCGUCUUCUACCACACCUAUAAUCACUUUUUUCGGAUCGGUUCUCGAAAAGAAGCUGGUGAGGAUGUGAAGUCAGCGGAAAAAAGCACGGAAAAACUGGCAGAAGAAAAGAAGCCAGAAGACAAAAAGUCUGAGUAGGAGGGAAGAUUGAAGGAAAUCACCGGACGGAAGUUCUCAAAAUUUUAGUUUUGCCUUGACAGUUGUUUGGAAUUGGUAUUAAUCAACAAAUCGAAUUCUUUUUACUAACCAAAUAAGAAGUUUUACCAAAUAAUAUGCCACUGUAACUAGAGAUUUGUUAACUAGCUAUUGGAAUGCAAUUUUAUACAUAUAUAUCGUCUGCCUAGUCAAGGAGGAGUCAUCCCCAAGUAUGCAAUGUGCUUUUUGGCGAUAAGAUACUGUCUUAUCUGGCCGAAGAACACAUUGUCAGUCCUAUAUAUGUUUAUUAUGGAAUUGCGAAUUGUAUAAGUGUUAAAGCCCGUUUAGUUUAACUAGAAACUAUACAGAUCCCACAUAAGACUUACGGAGACCAGGGUCUUUGAAAAUCAAACCACUUCUGUAACAAAUUUCUUGUAUUUGAAUGACGAGCAGCAUCCGAGGAGACUUAACUAAGCCAUAAAGACAGUUUUAUACUAAUGCAAAGAUGAUUGAAAGAUAUAUUUUGAUAUGCUCACGCCAAGUGCAAAUUUGAUGAAUGGAAAUGCGAAAUAAAUGCAAUGAAAUUAUUUUUAGAAACAA
Molecule: messenger RNA, 2201 nt
Organism: Drosophila biarmipes
Lineage: Eukaryota; Metazoa; Arthropoda; Insecta; Diptera; Drosophilidae
Gene: nes
Product: lysophospholipid acyltransferase 5
Exons: 4
Coding region: 111-1604 (497 amino acids)
Biological process (GO): phosphatidylcholine biosynthetic process; lipid modification
Cellular component (GO): membrane
Molecular function (GO): 1-acylglycerophosphocholine O-acyltransferase activity; lysophospholipid acyltransferase activity
Source: RefSeq, a predicted model, not a curated record